CUCUAGUUUACCACUAGGUGUCGCGGCGAGCGGACGUAUUUUUCUUGUGAGAUUUAAAGAAGUAAAACGUAAUAUGAACCCAGAAGUACAUUGUGAGACGGAUUAUAACGAGUGAAUUUGAAUUUAGUUCCGUAAAGUCACUGUUACCUGUGGACUCGAGGGUAUAAAACUUUUAAAAAGUUUUGCUGUUUUUAGUGAAGUGUAGUGAUUUUGUAUUACUGUUAAAUGUGAAAUAAAGUUUCUGUUUGUUUGUCAAGAUAAUGCAUCAAUGCCAUCCAACUGUGGACUUAAGACAAUGUACUUAGCAUGGCGUUAAGAGGACAGGCAGAGAUGCAAGCUCGACUGUUGGGCUAUCGUCUCAAGAUCGGACUCCUCAUCAUCAUCAUUAUGAUUCUUGGAUACUUCAAUGAAAGCCACGGGUCAGCGCAUUAUGGUGAGGACAGCGUGGGCUCAUUUCCAUACUUCGAGUAUAAUGUGCCGCGAAAUGUUACCACCGUUGUCGGUCAGACCGCCUUCCUGCAUUGUAGGGUUGAACAACUCGGCGAUAAAGCGGUGUCAUGGAUAAGAAAAAGGGAUCUUCACAUUUUAACAGCUGGAAUUUUGACAUACACAUCAGAUCAGAGGUUCCAGGUCAUAAGGCCAGAUAAGUCUGAGAACUGGACUCUUCAAAUCAAAUUUCCUCAGGAAAGAGACGCUGGCAUCUACGAAUGCCAAGUAAAUACGGAACCGAAGAUGUCUCUGGCAUUUCAAUUAAAUGUUGUCGAGGCCAAAGCAAAAGUUUUGGGUCCAGCAGACUUAUACGUCAAGACGGGCAGUUUGUUGUCAUUAACUUGUAUCUUGAGUCAAGGACCGCACGAUUUAGGCACCAUAUUUUGGUAUAAGGGAUCAAAAUUAAUAGAAUACAAAGAAUUAGAAGCAAACGAAGUGGAAGAGCAAAGGAUUAGGCUCAAAACGGAAUGGACAGAACAACUGUCGUCACGGUUAACUAUCGACAAGUUACAACCGACGGACAGCGGAAAUUACAGCUGCGUUCCCACAAUGGCUGAAACUGCCUCCGUCAAUGUACACGUCAUAAACGGUGAACAUCCAGCUGCGAUGCAACACGGAAACACAAACACAGCAUCUCCUUGUGCGCUGUCGGUUAAUCUUCUCAUCUCACUGUAUUGUUCCCUCGCUACCUUAUACACAAGCACCGUUGACGGACUUAGAUGAAAGUUAAAAAGACUCUUAUAUAAAAUAUAAAUAAUUUUCCACUUAAUUUAAUGUGAAUUAUAUUUGUCACUUUCUAUCGUAAGAUAUAAGAAAUGGAUAGAUAUAUUUGAUGGACAUGUUUGUAGGUAAUAACACGGUAUUAUUUAUUAUAUAAUGUCAUCACUGUUUUCCCAUUCCAAGGACUCGACGUAUUGAAAUGAAUUAACAUAUUUAGUUCAAUAUCAUACAUAAAUAUUAAGGAAUAUUCUUAUAAACUAAACAAUUUAGAGAAAAAGGCAUUAAUAUCAAAUGGUGUAGUUAUAAAUUUUUAACAAAUAUUUAUUUUACUUGCUUUAUCCUAUUAUUUACAAUGUUUUGAUUGCAAUGAUUCUACUGCGGUGUAAAAAUUCUAAGAUUUCCAACUGUAUUACAUUGAUAAAAUUAUGUUAUCUCUAUAUCAUUUAAUCCUUAAGAAAUGCUUAUUGUCAUACUUUUACGUAAGAGAGUAAGUUUAGUUCAUUUCUUUUAUAUUCUUAUAUUAAAUUACAAUAAAAUUGAACACAGGGGGAUUGGUUUGAAAUCAAAAUGAGCCCUGGGCCAUACAAGAUGUUUAAUUUCGUGCAACGAGAUUUUGCCGAAAGAAAAAAAAUGAGUUAAAAAUGAUAGCUAUAUUAGAUAUAGAUUCUAUUAGAUUUUCUUUAUUUCAAACUUAUCAGACUGAAUAGGAGAGAUAAGAAAAAUACAUCUGAGGUUUAAAACAAUCUGAGAUUAUUUAUGUAGGGAAUCGUAAUUUAGGAGAAAAAUGUAUAGUAAUAUGAAAAUAUAUUUCUCUUUUAACAAAUGAUGUGGAUUUCAUAAAAGAGACCAAAUAAAUUACUUAAAUCACAUUUAUUAAACGAAAUAAAGUUGUUAUUGAUGACCCUAAAUGAAUAAAGAAAAGAAAUAUGUAUGAAAUGUUAUGGGAUUUUGGACUUUAACUUCUUCGUCAAUACGUCAUAUUUCCAGUAAUGUUUCAGUAACACAGCUACACGUCUUUAAUUCAGCUGUUGUAACUAAUUUUAGACUGUAAAUAUAUUACAAGAAACGAAAUAGCUAAGACUGUUUUGAAAAAAAUCUUACAUUUAUGAAUACAUCAGCUAUAUGUAGAUGCAUUUUAGGAAUUAUUUUAGAUGACCUCAACACCUUGUAAAAUAUCAACAACUCCUUUUAAAUUCCAGGAGUUCAUAAAAGCUUUGGAAAUUUGAAAAGUAUUUUUAUCUCUCUUUUAAACAUUUUUUUUAGACAAUAUAAAAAUGUAACUCCACUUGCCCCUUCAGAAAGAUUGAAGUGUUAACUGAGAAAGAAGACUCAUUAAAAUCUGUAUCAUAUUUAGUGAGGUCAAGAAUAAUUAUCUGCUUUACUUAACUGGAUUUGAUUCCAACUGUCGACACUAGCGAAUAUAGAAAUAAUCACUUUAAAUCAGACCAAUUAAUAUACAUAUAUAAGAAAUAUAUGUCAUAUGUUUUAAUUUAUCACAUGUUUCGUAAUUAAAAAUAGAAUACAAUUAUUUAGGUAUGCUGUUGCAACUUCAGAGAUAUUAUUUAAGUAACGCUCUAGUAAAUCUCGAAUUUCUUUAAAAUUAUAACUAAUCGUCAAUUUCGAUAUCACUUUACUAUCUGACAAGAUUUGAUAUAAUUUAAAAUAUUACAAUAAAAAGCAAUAAAAUUAUUUAAAAAGAACAUGUUUAUUGUUGUUAAUAUACUGUAAAUAUAUAUCGAAGUAUAAUCACAGAGCAGUAAUCCCUUAGUAAGAGUAUCAUAGUAGAUAAAAACCAAAGCAUCGACCUUAAAUUCGAAAGAAACAUCGUCACUAAUUAAAAAACAUUCUUAACGUCACAGAAAUUGAAUGAUAAUUACACUCAAAAUGAUUUCAAGAUAGUUGAAAUCUUUUUUUAUUCAAGAAAAUAAUACUUAAGAUAGUUUAUGUAUGGAUAUAUAUAAAUAUUCAUAAACGAAAAACACAGAAACUGUCUGUAUUUAUUUUGAUUUCAAACUCGUACUUAGGUGCUGAAUGAAAUGACCCAAAAUAAUAGUUUCCUUUUGCUGUAACACUCAUUCUAGGUGCACAAUUUAAAAUAGCACCAAUAGUAGUUAAUCUGCUAGAACUAUAUAUUAAAUAAGAUGUAAAUAUAAUGUAAAUAGUUUUUCAACAUCGAUAAAGUCGAUCGUAUUCGUUUUUUUAUCGAUAAAAUUAAUAUAGAAAAGAUUAUGUAACAAAUAGUUUUAAGAAAAAACUUUGACAAAUAAACAUAGCAAACUUUAA
This is a messenger RNA of Danaus plexippus (monarch butterfly), 3492 nucleotides long. Its product is annotated as zwei Ig domain protein zig-8-like. Lineage: Eukaryota; Metazoa; Arthropoda; Insecta; Lepidoptera; Nymphalidae. The transcript has 8 exons. Gene Ontology annotation, biological process: synapse organization. The coding region runs from base 307 to 1212 and encodes 301 amino acids. Gene Ontology annotation, cellular component: neuron projection membrane. The record is from RefSeq and is a predicted model, not a curated record.